Suncus etruscus (white-toothed pygmy shrew) is the source of this 1582-nucleotide messenger RNA. RefSeq names its product alanine--glyoxylate aminotransferase 2 (gene AGXT2). Gene Ontology annotation, cellular component: mitochondrion. The transcript has 14 exons. Gene Ontology annotation, molecular function: L-alanine:glyoxylate transaminase activity; pyridoxal phosphate binding. NCBI's taxonomy places the organism in Eukaryota, Metazoa, Chordata, Mammalia, Eulipotyphla, Soricidae. The record is from RefSeq and is a predicted model, not a curated record. Bases 16 to 1560 code for a protein of 514 amino acids. Gene Ontology annotation, biological process: glyoxylate catabolic process.
UUCUUGCUGGAAAAGAUGACUCUCGCUUGGAGAUAUUUGCCGAAAGCUCUGCACCUACUCUCACCUGCUUCCAGGAUCCCCAAGACAUGUCCUUCCUGGAGUCCUGGUGCUUCCUGGACAUCUACAAGCAAGCUCAAAAUUCACACAAACCCCAGAAUGCCUCCCUGUGACUUCAAACCAGAAAAAUACCAGUCCCUUGCCUAUGAUCGUGUUGUGGACAUCCAUGAGCAGCACCUCUCUCCAGUGCACACCACAUACUUCCCAAAGCCCUUGUUGCUCCACCAAGGCCACAUGGAGUGGCUGUUUGAUCAUGAGGGAAACCGAUACCUGGAUUUCUUCUCAGGGAUUGUCACUGUUAGUGUCGGUCACUGCCACCCGAAGGUCAAUGCAGUGGCUCAAAGGCAACUGGGUCGCCUGUGGCACACAAGUGCUGUCUUCCUCCAUGCUCCCAUCCACGAAUAUGCAGAAAAGCUUUCAGCACUUCUUCCUGAGCCUCUAAAGGUUAUUUUCUUGACAAACAGUGGCUCUGAAGCCAAUGACCUCGCCAUGCUGAUGGCCAGAGCACACACAAAUAAUAUAGACAUCAUUUCCUUCAGAGGAGCCUACCAUGGAUGCAGCCCUUACACUCUUGGCUUAACAAAUGUGGGGCCCUUCAAGACAGAACUUCCUUGUGGUCUGGGCUGUCACUCGACAAUGUGCCCAGAUGUCUUCCAUGGCCCCUGGGGAGGAAGCCACUGUCGAGAUUCUCCCGUGCAAACCAUAAGGAAAUGCAGCUGUACACCAGGCUCCUGCCAUGCUAAAGACCAGUACAUAGAACAGUUUAAAGAUACUCUGAGCACAACCGUAGCCAAAUCCAUUGCUGGAUUUUUUGCAGAGCCAAUUCAAGGGGUGAAUGGAUUUGUUCAAUACCCGAAGGGAUUUCUAAAGGAAGCCUUUGAACUGGUGCGAGAGCGGGGAGGUGUCUGCAUUGCCGAUGAAGUGCAGACAGGAUUUGGAAGGUUGGGCUCUCACUUCUGGGGUUUCCAAACCCACGGUGUCCUCCCAGACAUUGUCACCAUGGCUAAGGGGAUUGGAAAUGGCUUCCCCAUGGCAGCAGUUGUCACAACUCCAGAGAUAGCCAAGUCUUUGGCCAGACGCCUUCUUCACUUCAACACCUUUGGAGGAAAUCCCCUGGCCUGUGCUGUUGGCUCAGCAGUGCUUAAGGUGAUCCAAGAAGAGAAGCUACAGGAAAAUAGUCAAGACGUGGGCACCUAUAUGUUACUACAGUUUGCAGAGUUGCGGAAGGAAUUUGAAAUUAUCGGAGAUGUCAGAGGAAAAGGCCUCAUGUUGGGUGUAGAAAUGGUGAAGGACAAGGUGAACCGUCAACCUCUUCCCCGUGAAGAAGUAAAUCAAAUCCACGAGGACUGUAAGCACAUGGGACUCCUAAUUGGCAGAGGUGGCAUUUUUUCUCAGACAUUUCGAAUUGCCCCUCCAAUGUGCAUCACUAAAUCAGAUGUUGAUUUUGCUGUGGAAGUAUUUCGUUCUGCGAUAGUCCGGCAUAUGAAUAGAAGAGCUAAAUAAAAAAUUUAAUUAAUUAAGCAUA